UCCAUUCCUUGAUACAUGAAUUAUUUUCGUUGUUUUCUUGUCACCUUUUCUAUGUUUAAUUGUUUUUAUUUCAAACAAUCAAAUGGACAUACAAAGCCUAUUCACGCUGUUUGCUGGGAUCCUUCAGGAGAAUAUCUGGCUUCUGUUAGUGAGGACUCUGUUAGAGUUUGGACACUUGGAACUGGGAGUGAAGGGGAUUGUGUUCACGAGUUGAGUUGCAAUGGCCACAAAUUCCAUUCUUGUGUUUUCCAUCCCACAUAUUCUUCAUUGCUGGUCAUUGGCUGUUACCAGAGUCUUGAGCUUUGGAACAUGAGUGAGAACAAGACGAUGACUCUUCAAGCGCAUGAUGGACUGAUUGCCAGUUUGGCUGUAUCAACUGUGACGGGGUUGGUUGCCUCAGCUAGCCAUGACAAGAUUGUUAAGCUCUGGAAGUGAUGUUAGCUAAAAUUUCGCUUUUGCUUUCCGGACUUGUUUUUUUGCAGUUUCUCAUGAAAAUAUUAGUAUGUGCCUAUCUUGAUAGAGCUACUUUCAUUUUUGUGUUUUUUUAACUGUAUUUUGUAUCACUACACUCUCCAACUCCAUAUAACCCUAUCACUAAGAAAUUAAUCCUCUAGUACUGUUGAUGUUUCUUUGUCUGUUAAAUGUGGAAGAUCUGAUCUUGCUGGACUGUUUCUGUAA
This is a messenger RNA of Camellia sinensis, 678 nucleotides long. NCBI's taxonomy places the organism in Eukaryota, Viridiplantae, Streptophyta, Magnoliopsida, Ericales, Theaceae. The record is from RefSeq and is a predicted model, not a curated record.